AUGUCUGUGGGAGUGAACCACUCUUGGAGGGGGUCUGUGUUUCACCCUUCCUCCAUCAAUAUCUCCUUCCACUCCCACCUCACCCCUUCUACUGACCUUAUUGUAGCCAUCAUCCUCAUCAUCACAGGGGUGGUAUCUGUGACUGGGAAUGGGGUAGUGUUACUGACUCAUGGACGGAAGCGGAAGAAGCUGAGAGCUCAUGAGCUGAUGACCAUAAAUUUAGCAGUGUGCGAUUUUGGUUACAGUGUGCUGGGGGCGCCAUGCGUAGUUGUCUCCAGUUUGUCUCAUGGGUGGAUUCUGGGGGAUGUGGGCUGUUUGUGGUACGGCUUUCAGGGUUUUGUGUUUGGGGUUGGCUCCCUCUUCACCACCUGUCUCAUUUCCCUAGACCGCUGCUUCAAGAUCUGCAGCCUUCGCUACGGUCAGUGGAUUGAGAGGGGGCAUGUUUCUCUGUCCCUUGCUCUGAUGUGGGCAUACACCCUCUUCUGGGCUGUUCUCCCUGUGUUUGGUUUUGGCAGUUAUGGUCCUGAACCUUACGGAACAAGUUGCACUAUAAACUGGUGGAGAAUGAAAUUAUCUCUGAAUGACAGAAUCUACGUCUAUCUGAUCCUGCUGAUGUGCUUUGUUAUUCCUACUCUCAUCAUCCUUACCUCUUACAUCGCCAUCCUAAUCACGGUUUAUCGCUCUGGUCGCACUGUGGCCUCCAUUUCCUCGUCUUCUGUCAGCCAUGGCAGCAGUAAAGACCUGCGUCUGACCAAGAUAGCAGCAGUGGUGUGUUCCUCGUUCCUCAUAGCCUGGACACCAUAUGCCAUUGUUUCCUUCUACUCUGCUCUCACCAUCAAGGACGAGCAAGAAGAGGCCAGAGGAGCUGGCAUGGUGACAGAAAUCUCAGGAACAGGAACUGGACACACGAGUGGUGGAUUUUCUGACUACUUCAGCUUCCACCCCUUCAUCAACUGGACAUCCACAGAAAACUAUGGAGAUAUAUAUGACUCCUGGAGGAACGUGACCCCAGAUCAGUACAGCCACCACGGGUCCAGACCCAGCUCUACAGUGGUUGCUGACAGAGCAGAGCAUCAGGGUCACCGGCCUGUGUCUAGUCUGAGGCCUGAGGUCAGUCUGAUCCCAGCCAUUUUUGCAAAGUCACACUGCAUGAUCAAUCCUUUCAUCUACCAGAUUAUGAAUCGCGACUUCAGAGAGGACGUCUAUGACAUGUUCUGCUGGGGAGGAGAGAAUGGAAAGAGACGGAGGAGGAGAGGGAGAGGAGGGAGUGAUUCCAGUGGUUUUCACAGCAGCAUCAGUCUCUCUUACUCUCACAUUUGGAGGAGGAGAAGCACAGCGACCUCACACUCAUCUGUGGAGCGAGGGAUGAAAGAGGAGGAUAUAGGGAAAGGAAACAGACAGACGGGGCCCUGGCAGGACGACACUUCUGCAGGAUGGACAUCUCUUGAUGCUGCCACUGUGGACAUACAGACCAACCUACAGAGGGAGCAAGGGAGCAAAGGACAGAAGGAGACAGAGAGGGAGAAAUGUGAAUCCACAUCUAGCAGCUUGCUGAAUUAUGAGGACUGACGACAAGAACAAAAUGUCGGUAGCCAAGGUUUUUACAGAAUCAAAAAAUGUAGAUUUAGAAAGUCCAUAAGAGUCCAGAGUGUUGGCAUGCUCAUUCCUCCAGGAUUCCCUGGACCAUGAUUUCCUUUUGUUCUGCCCUCAGUGCCAUGGACUGUCUCUCUGAUAUAUUUCUAUUCAGUAAUGUGCGAUUACACAGCACAUGCUAAAUAAAUAGGCACUUGGCACAAAUCAUUGUCAUAUAAAUGAGCUGAAACUUUCGGUAGAAUG
This is a messenger RNA of Colossoma macropomum (tambaqui), 1836 nucleotides long. It is a transcript of the gene opn9, whose product is annotated as opsin 9. Gene Ontology annotation, molecular function: G protein-coupled receptor activity. The transcript has 8 exons. Bases 1 to 1569 code for a protein of 522 amino acids. Lineage: Eukaryota; Metazoa; Chordata; Actinopteri; Characiformes; Serrasalmidae. Gene Ontology annotation, biological process: G protein-coupled receptor signaling pathway. The record is from RefSeq and is a predicted model, not a curated record. Gene Ontology annotation, cellular component: membrane.